AACCAAACCAGACCAAGCAAAACCCCCUUUGCUUCUUCUCCCGGAGAUUGAGAUCGAGGGUUGACCGUCUCAUGUUUUGCCGUAUCACUUGCUCUCAAGUCAAGCGUAAUUUUCUAUUACCUCUCUUUCUCUGUCAAUUCCGUCUCUUACUUAACUUGGCUUUCUCUUGUUUUCAAACCUAAGAGGGUUGGUUGUGUUGGGGAGUUUUCCCAAUUGGGUUUCGUGUUUUGUGUUUCGAAUCUUGGUUGGGUUGUUCUCUGCUGCCUGAUUUGGGUUUUAGGUCUUUUCUGUUUUGAGGGUUAGAGCUACAGGGAAGGAAGAAAGUCAGAUUUGUUGUUUGGUGGUUGUUGAAGCUUUAAUUGUGUCUGGGAUUUGUGUGUUGAACUGAGCUGAGAAGAGGGUAGCUCUUGUGCUUGGUUUUUGAGCUUGGUUUUGUGCUCCUUGAAGGUUUGCUUGGUGAAGUUGUCUAGUUUUGGGCUUCAAGUUUGAAUCUUUCAAGUUGUGUGCUAUUGUUGUUGAAGCUGCUUAGGAGUGGUUUGACUUUGUGGAGGCAUUCACAGAAGGGAGAUUGGUUGGCCGUGUAAGUUUGUUUGUGACUUUGUGGAGGCAUUUACAGAAGGUAGAUUGGUUGGCGUGUAAGUUUGUUUGUGUUGUUGUACAAGAUGGAUAAUUCCACAAAUAGGCAUACUGAUCAUUUGGGGGUGAAUAAGAUGGGGAAAAAUAUAAGGAAGAGUCCUUUGCAUCAACCCAAUUUCGGUAAUGGUACUGCUGGCGCUGCUAAUGCUGUGAAUGCUGCUGCUAGGCAGCAGCCUCAGCCUCAGGUGUACAACAUAAGCAAGAAUGACUUUAGGAACAUUGUUCAGCAGCUUACUGGUUCCCCAUCACAAGAUCCUUUGCCAAGGCCUCCGCAGGGUCCGCCCAAACCCCAAAGUAUGCGGCUGCAGAAGAUUCGGCCUCCUCCAUUGACACCUAUCAACAGACCUGUAGUCCCAUCUCCUGCCCCUGUACAGGCAGCCCCACCACCAGUUCCUUACAACAAUGGCUUUGUUAGGCCUCCCCAUUUCGGACAACCAUCUCCAACACUGAUGCCACCAUUUCCUCCUGGAGAAAUGUGGCCAAAUACCGCUGAGUCUCCAAUCUCAGCAUAUAUGCGGUACCUUCAAACUUCAAUGCUAGAUCCAACUCCAAGGGGAAACCAGCCUCAGCAUCAACCACAAGGUCCAGGUCAAAUUCAAGGGCAGCCACCAUCAACUGGUCUACUUCCCCACCCAUCCAUGCCUGCGCAGCCGCCUCCAAGAAUGAAUGGCCCUAUACCACCUGCUCCUAAUCUCCCAUCCCCGCAAAUGAAUGGUCCUCCACUUUUACCCUCUCCUACUUCCCAGUUCCUAUUGCCAUCCCCUACCAGUUACAACUACAUGUUAUCUCCACGGUCACCUUAUCCAUUGCUUUCACCUGGGACACAGUUUCCUCCACUGACCCCCAAUUUUCAGUUUUCACAAUCAGGGAUUUUAGGUCCAGGGCCUCAAGGCCCACCUUCUCCAGGAUUUUUGUAUCCUUUAUCUCCUUCCGGAUUCUUUCCCAUUUCAAGUCCGCGAUGGAGGGGUCAAUAGCAGUCUCAACAAUGUUUUGCAUUUUGCUUCCAUGCUUGUUGCUGAGCUCGUUUUUUUAUGUAGAUUCAUCUACUUCUUGUAAGAGCUUCUGUUGUGAAAAGUGUAGUGUAUGCUGGUAGUGUAAGAGGUCCUUUCGGCCGCUUCUAGUGUUUAUUUGUUUUUACUUUGUUCAUCCUUUGACACUCAUUCUGCAGCUUUAUCCUAAAUCCUGUAACAGCUGCUUUUUUUUAUUUUUAAAUUUUUCAACAAGUUCAAUUUAGGAAUAUAGUGAAGAUCAUCAACAAGGCAAUUGGAAGACUGGACAGGAGCAAAAGUGUAACAUGAAAGUCAGAAACCCAGAGCUGUAACAUGAAAGGAGGUAGGACACUUAAACUACAUAUGUAGACUCUUUAGAAAGAGUUCUUGUAAUAGUAACUACUGUUUUGCUUGUGCUUGGAGUUUCUCUACUUGGAGUUUCUCUAUUACUUGUUCUGAAUUAAUACAUGGUU
This is a messenger RNA of Fragaria vesca subsp. vesca, 2098 nucleotides long. RefSeq lists its product as uncharacterized. NCBI's taxonomy places the organism in Eukaryota, Viridiplantae, Streptophyta, Magnoliopsida, Rosales, Rosaceae. Bases 663 to 1610 code for a protein of 315 amino acids. The transcript has a single exon. The record is from RefSeq and is a predicted model, not a curated record.